Messenger RNA from Penicillium griseofulvum, 1176 nucleotides. Its product is annotated as Peptidase M12B, ADAM/reprolysin. Gene Ontology annotation, molecular function: metalloendopeptidase activity. The transcript is spliced from 3 exons. The coding region runs from base 1 to 1176 and encodes 391 amino acids. The record is from RefSeq and is a predicted model, not a curated record. Gene Ontology annotation, biological process: proteolysis. NCBI's taxonomy places the organism in Eukaryota, Fungi, Ascomycota, Eurotiomycetes, Eurotiales, Aspergillaceae.
AUGAAGACGCCGAGCUUGUCCUUUACUAUUCUAGCGUUGCUUGCUUCAAUUGUGACAUUGGUUGUUGGAUUUGAUCCGGGGUCAUUUCGUCUUAUCGAUCCAAUAUUCUCCCCAUUGAAUACAACCAAGAAGUUCACUAUCACCGCUGGGAUCGAGACAUACUAUCACACCAUCAACUUUAUAUUAGAAAACAACGAUGAUCUCGUAUCACCAGACGUACAAAUCCGGUAUCCCGAUGUCCACCAACAUGCCAAUGGUGCAGUUGCCCUGCCAAAUACCCCAGUUCGGUUUACAAAAGGGUCAGUCUGGAUACAAGAAACUCCUAAGGGGAAUCGAGAAAAUGUCGGAUGGGCAAGACUUGCCGUGAUCCAGGAUGGAGAAAGCCUGCUCUUCGAUGGAGCAUUCACAAUGAUGGGUUUGCAGUAUGCCAUUGUCCUCGAGACCCUCGAUGAUGGGUCUACUGAGAUAAUAGCCCGCCAACACGAAUCCGCAUUCUCAGGCAGAUCGUUAUCCCCCUCGCUAUGCGCAACUGCCCCCGAAACACACUUGGAUAAGCGACAGAUUUGGAAUGCCUGGAACGAGAAUCUCGCAUCAACAAUCGGCAAUACAUACGGUUGUCCGAACACGAGAGAGAUUGCGUAUAUCGGUAUAAUCACGGAUUGUACUUAUACUGCAAGUUUCAACUCCUCCGACUCUGCCCAUCGAUAUAUCCUGAAUAUGGUCAAUACAGCAUCCGUGGUCUUUGAGAAUAGUUUUAAUAUCUCUCUUGCCAUACAGAAUCUAACGAUUAGUGACGCUGAAUGUCCAAGCAGUACCUCGGGCAGGACUGCGUGGAAUGUCCCAUGCUCUCAGGGAGAUCUCAACACACGUCUUCAGACCUUUUCGUCGUGGCGAAGCUCUGUGAAUGACCGGAAUGCAUAUUGGACCCUAUUGACUGGGUGCUCGGUUUCUGCUGGGGAAAUCGGGGUAUCGUGGAUUGGAGCACUAUGCAAUACAGGAUCUGGCUCUAGAAAUGGUGGCGCCAGUGCUAAUGUCGUCGCACGAACACAGAAUGAGUGGCAGGUCUUUGCAAAGCCACGAGUCGGCCCAUACAUUCGGAGCAGUUCACGACUGCACUUCAAGUACAUGUGGAAGUGCCUCGACACAAUGCUGUCCAUCCUCAUCAAAUACCUGUGA